Molecule: messenger RNA, 1905 nt
Organism: Dermacentor albipictus
Lineage: Eukaryota; Metazoa; Arthropoda; Arachnida; Ixodida; Ixodidae
Product: acetylcholinesterase-like
Biological process (GO): choline metabolic process; acetylcholine catabolic process
Cellular component (GO): plasma membrane
Molecular function (GO): acetylcholinesterase activity
Source: RefSeq, a predicted model, not a curated record
CUAGCUUUUUCUAAAUAUGUACAUUUUGUUGUUCUUGCACUGUAUAGCCAGCAUUGUGGUUUGGGCAUCGCGGACAUCAGACGCUAUCCUCGGACGACGGUAAGCAGAGUCUAGAGCAAUGGCAUUCAAAGCAGCGUUGUUGGCGCUCCUUGCCCUUACGGCCCUUCUGAGUGCCAUGGCUGAAGACACGCACGUCGAGAGGCAGACAACGGAGGGCCGUGUUCGUGGCAAGGUUGUGCGCAGCCUUGGCAAGAUUGUGGAGGAGUACCGCGGCAUCCCUUUCGCCGAGCCUCCCGUAGGCACGCUCAGGUUCCGUCCUCCACAACCAAAGGCACCGUGGGAAGGAACGUUAGAUGCCACUGCAGGAUCUACAGCGUGCCCUCAGGUAACCUAUCCGGGCUUCGGCAUGGACCACCUCAACAUUACGGAGGACUGCCUUCAUCUCAACGUAUGGGUCCCCGAACUGGCCAGGAACGCCAGUUCGAGUCGACCGGUCUUGAUCUGGAUCCACGGAGGGGGCUUCGCGUUCGGCAGCGCCAAUGAGGCGAACUACAGCGGAGCCGUGUUGACUGCGUUCGCGGAGGUCCUCGUCGUGUCCAUGAAUUACCGCCUAAGCAUCCUCGGCUUCCUCAACGCGAACUCUCCAGAUGCGCCGGGGAACGUUGGUCUUCUAGACCAGGUCAUGGCGUUGCAGUGGGUGCGGCGCAACAUCGAAUUUUUCGGGGGUGACCCACAGCAAGUCACGUUGUUCGGAGAGAGUGCGGGGUCAUGGAGCGUGCACGCACACAUCAUGUCGCCCAUGAGCGAGGGUCUCUUCAAGAGAGCACUCUUGAUGAGUGGCACUAUGUACAGCAUCGACACGUGGGACACGGUACAUGAGAGCAUGGUCAAGGGUGACAAGGUGGCUGGCAUCGUCGGCUGCUCCGAGGGUGGUGCAAUCAACCUGUUUUCAAAUCCUGAGGACGUCAUAAGUUGCCUCCGCAACAAGUCCACAGAUGAGCUCGUUGCCGCGGCUGGACAGAGCACGGCCCCCAAACUUAUGGCUUUCUUUCCAACCUAUCACGACGCCUUCCUCCCGAGGAAUCCAAUUGAGGCACUGAAGCGCGGUUUUUUCACGCCUGUCGAUGUCAUGGCGGGAGUCACUUCCGACGAAGCGGCUAUCUUGUUCCUGUUCCCGCCGGUGCCUGACUUCAUAAUUGAAGACCUUGUUUCGGUGUCUCCAAAUAGAAUCACUGAGUCUCUUGAAGCCUGUUUGUCACGUUUGUGGAAGCAAGACACACCAGACGUGCUACGCAUGUACGUUGACGACGCUCCGCAAGGUGACAACAACGCUCUGAAGAGGCAGUACGUCGACUUCUCGUCGGACAGGGUGUUCAACUGUCCGUUACGGUUCAUGGCAGACAAGCACAGCGAACGGGGAGGAAAAGUGUUCGCCUACGUCUUCGCCCACAAGUCGGCGACAGUACCGCUGCCUGGCUGGAUGGGGACGCCCCAUGCCUUCGAAAUAUCGUUCGUUUUCGGAGAGAAGUACGCCGCGGAGCCAGCAUCGCGGGACGGCCGCAUGAGUGAGGCCUUCAUGCGGAUGGUGGCCACCUUCUCUGAAGAAGGGGUUCCAGAAUUACCAAACAACCAGCAAUGGCCACCGUACACGCAGAGUUCUCCCAUUAUGAUGGUGAUGGACCACGAUACCUUCAACCACACGCAGGAUUUCCGUGCAAGUCACUGCGAGCGAUGGAGGCCACUGUUCUAAAAGAAAUUAAAGAAGUGGUUUACUUAUUUAUGUGUAUUAUUAUUGAUCAAACCUACAUUCUAUGACGAUAGUGGUUAAGUUGGCAAAUUUGCUAGUCUUUUUCCCCUCUGGAAGAAGUAAAAUUCGCUUGUUCAUAAAUAAUUUCUGCACCAUUA